Molecule: messenger RNA, 548 nt
Organism: Branchiostoma floridae (Florida lancelet)
Lineage: Eukaryota; Metazoa; Chordata; Leptocardii; Amphioxiformes; Branchiostomatidae
Product: protocatechuate 3,4-dioxygenase beta chain-like
Exons: 2
Coding region: 2-352 (116 amino acids)
Molecular function (GO): ferric iron binding; oxidoreductase activity, acting on single donors with incorporation of molecular oxygen, incorporation of two atoms of oxygen
Source: RefSeq, a predicted model, not a curated record
CAUGGACACCCGGAGGCUGAACUUCUGCCGUGGGAAGGUCAUCACGGACCCCCAGGGGAGGUACAGCUUCAUCACCAUCAUGCCGGGAAAGUACGGCUGGGGCUGGUACACCCGUCCUGCGCAUGUGCACUUCAGGGUGACCGCCCCAGGUCGGCGGACCCUGGUCACUCAGAUGUAUUUCUCCGGGGACAGCAGUCUGGGUGACCACGACCCAUGUGGGUUCUGUGGGUCGGAGAAUCCCAGCCAGGUGGCGGAGCCUCGCGCCCCUAGCGGUGACGAAGGGAGGUACACCGUGGGAGGGACGUCAUACACCAUCAGUGAGGUGGCGGAGUGGGACAUCGUUCUGAACUGAGAAAUUUAACUUGUAUUGCACUAACUAUAACGGGUUUGCAUGCAGGCCAUUUUAUGUGUCUCAUCUACAUAGAAAGAGAUGCCCGCCCAGUAAGCCUUGCGCCGAUUUUCUCGUGGUAUAAUUUCUGAACUAGAAUUACCAGACGCACUUACCUUUUCUAUAAUAUAUCUAGCUGCAUCAUAUGUGAACUAGAGUU